This is a messenger RNA of Mycena citricolor, 2417 nucleotides long. Lineage: Eukaryota; Fungi; Basidiomycota; Agaricomycetes; Agaricales; Mycenaceae. The record is from the annotation of a GenBank genome assembly.
AGUGUAAUCCUUGCCUAUAACCACUUACUGAAACCUCCCACCAGCCGGUGAUACAGUAUGGCUGAGCGUAAAGUCCUCAACAAGUAUUUCCCGCCGGACUUCGACCCGGACCUCAUUCCCAGGCGAAGAGGGCCCAAGAACUCUCAACAAGUCGUUCGUCUCAUGGCACCUUUCUCCAUGCGAUGCAACACAUGCGGCGAGUAUAUCUACAAAGGGAAGAAGUUCAACGCAAGGAAGGAGACAGUGGACGGGGAGGAUUACUACGGUAUCAAGAUCUUUCGUUUCUAUAUCAAAUGCACUCUCUGCUCUGCGGAGAUCACUUUUAAAACGGAUCCCAAGAACACCGACUAUACGGCAGAACACGGCGCCUCCAGGAAUUUCGAGCCAUGGAGAGAAGAGGCUGAAGGAGAGGAGAUCGACCGUCUCGCCAAACUUGAAGAGGAGGAGAACAACCCUAUGAAAGUGCUGGAGAACCGAACGACCGAUUCGAAGAGGGAAAUGGACAUCCUCGAUGCGUUGCAGGAUAUCCGAGCACGAAAUGCACGCAAUGAGCGCAUGGGGAACACGUCCACCGUGGAUCUUCUCGCUCGGAUAGACGUCGAAGAACUCGAGAACGAAGAGGUUCUGGAGAAGAAACGGAUUGAGGAGGAGGACGAGAAAGCGGUGCGGGAAGUCUUCGCCAGGAUACCCGUCGCUGGCAGCUCGAAGCUACCGAUCGAACAAGACAAUACGGAGGAAGCGCCCGCACCGACGAUCACUGUCAAGCGCAAAGCUGAUGACAUCGAGCCGUCCCUGCAUAGCUUGCUUCCAGACUCGGCGCGAACGUUAAUCGCCUCGAAAGCGGCAGCAGUGCAUGCAGCCAAGAAGCCCAAAGUCGAGGUCAAGAAGAAAUCGUUAGGCAUCAUCGUUAAGAAGAGCAAGCCCAAAGUAGCUGUUUAAGCAAUGGUGUCGUUGACUUACGUUUCCCACAUUUCCCAUGCGUGCGCUGAUACCAAAUGCUUCCGUGCUUGUGCUUCGACACAGGUCUAUGCACACUGGGUAAUCACGCGACUGACGCGUCAUGACAAGCGCGCUUGGCUGCACAAUGAUUUCAGUCACCGUCUGGUUCGAAGGCCAACGAUGUAGAUCUUGAUUUGUAUAGCUGUUUGUAGUACAGGAAAGAUUUGGAAUGUACGAGGAACCUUCCAGCAAAUUUCAGUUGUCCUGUGUUUGUGACAUUCGCGAACUUGCUUCUGACUUUCAUUCUCCUUGGUUUCUGAGCCUUUUCCCUUCGAUGUCUGUCCCUGCGCCUCUCCCUUCUUCGACUGCCAAUUGGCACUGGAAAAACAAAAAUGUGACGCGUUGGGGCAAGGAGUGGUUUGAAAGCGAAUUGACCACCAUCAACAUUGCUGGCAAAGGCUCUCAAGUCGUUUCCAUCUCCAGUGUGACCGAUUUCGACGGGGAUGUCGAACUUGGACAGAGAAAAUCAAAAUUGAUCACUAUUUUUGACUGCAAGGUGGUUUGCGAAUGGGCAGGAACUACUGAGGAUGGGACCGAAGUGAAAGGGACCGUCACAAUUCCUGAGGUUUCUCAUGAGAUCGUCGUGGACAGGCUGUCCGACUACGUGUACAACUGGACCUUGACCACGCCAUCUUCUCCUGCAGUCGACUCCGUGUUUGCCUUGGCCAAAUCUCGGUUGCCCUCUGCCCUCGAGUCGAAGUUUUCUGAAUUCGUCGUUGUUCUGGUCGACACGCACGGCAAGGACCUGACAGUCAGCGCGGAUCCCAGCCGGAGUGCAACACCGCUUGCUUCCUCUGGUUCUGGUUCUGCUCCUGCUAAAUCUGCUGUGCCAGCUGCUGCCCCAGCGCCGAAACCUGUUGAAAAGAAGAGCAAGAUCAACACAACCAAAAUCAAUCUGGAGUCGACGUUCAUGGCCGCCGCGGACGAUCUGUUCAGUCUGUUGACGGAUCAGAAUCGUAUCCCGACGUGGACUCGUGCUCCUGCGGUGUCUGCUGCCAAGGCGGACACGGAAUACUCUCUAUUCGGUGGUGGGGUCAAGGGCAAAUAUGUUUCACUGACUGCUCCAUCUGAGAUUGUGCAAACUUGGGCGCUCGCCAGUCCCUCGUGGCCGACAGGUCACUUUGCGACACUCACCACAAGUUUGAAGCAAGGAUCGGACUCGACGACAGUGACAUUCGAGCUGGAUGGGGUCCCCACAGGCAUGUCCGAGGAGAUCAAACACAAUCUCGAGGGAUACUACAUUCAGGGUUUCAAGUCCAUUGGGUUGGGCAGCUCCCUUUGAUGAGGCGAACGGUUCUAGAAGAAUGAUAGCGGGGAUAUAAUGCAGAGAGAAGAGAAUGUAUAGAUGUAUAAACAUUGUGUUGACAAGAAUUUCUGAGCAUGGGAGAAUGCGUAAAGGUGCCGAGAGCUCUGAGCUG